Pipistrellus nathusii (Nathusius's pipistrelle) is the source of this 2679-nucleotide messenger RNA. The record is from the annotation of a GenBank genome assembly. NCBI's taxonomy places the organism in Eukaryota, Metazoa, Chordata, Mammalia, Chiroptera, Vespertilionidae.
AUGGAGGUCCCGGAGCCUGAGGCGGGGCCGGAGGACAUCGCGGAGGAAGCGGUCCCCGCAGGGCCCCCGGCUCCCCCCCUGCGGGAGCCCCCGGAUGCCUGGGAGGGUGAGGAGGACGCGGAGCCCGGCGAGCGGCGGGGCGGGCGCCCCGGCCGCACGGCGUCCCUGGUGAGCGGGCUGCUCACCGAGCUGUACAGCUGCACCGAGGAGGAGGAGGUGGCGGCCGGCGGGGGCCGCGGGCCCGGGGGCCGCCCGCAGCGCCGGGACAGCCUCGACAGCCCCACCGAGGCCUCGGGCUCCGACGUGGUGCUGGGCGGGCGCGGCGACUCCCGGGAGCUGCAGGAGCUGCAGGAGCUGCGGGAGCGGCCGAGCCUGCGGCACCAGCGGCUGUACCUGCGGCAGAAAGACACUAAUGAACUGAAGACGAUUCUCCGAGAGCUUAAGCACAGAAUUGGCAUUCAAUCGGCAAAGCUGCUCCGGCAGCUGAAGCAGAAAGAUCGGCUCCUGCAUAAGGUCCAGAGGAACUGCGAUAUCGUGACCGCCUGCUUGCAGGCCGUGUCACAGAAGAGAAGAGUUGAUACCAAGUUGAAGUUCACUCUUGAGCCGUCUUUAGGUCAAAAUGGUUUUCAGCAGUGGUAUGAUGCUCUCAAGGCAGUUGCCAGACUAUCAACAGGAAUACCAAAAGAAUGGAGGAGAAAGGUUUGGUUGACCUUGGCAGAUCAUUAUUUGCACAGUAUAGCCAUUGAUUGGGACAAAACCUUGCGCUUCACUUUCAAUGAAAGGAGUAAUCCGGAUGAUGACUCCAUGGGAAUUCAGAUAGUCAAGGAUCUUCACCGCACAGGCUGCAGUUCUUACUGUGGCCAGGAGGCAGAGCAAGACAGGGUUGUGUUGAAGCGGGUCCUGUUGGCCUAUGCCCGAUGGAACAAGAAUGUUGGUUACUGCCAAGGCUUUAACAUCCUGGCUGCACUAAUUCUGGAAGUGGUGGAAGGCAAUGAAGGGGAUGCUCUGAAAAUUAUGAUUUACCUUAUUGAUAAGGUACUUCCCGAGAGCUAUUUUGUCAAUAACCUCCGGGCAUUGUCUGUGGAUAUGGCUGUCUUCAGAGACCUCUUGAGAUUGAAGCUCCCUGAAUUAUCUGAGCACCUGGACACUCUUCAGAGAACUGCAAACAAGGAGAGCGGAGGUGGAUACGAGCCCCCGCUCACGAAUGUCUUCACGAUGCAGUGGUUCCUGACUCUCUUCGCCACCUGCCUCCCUAACCACACCGUUUUAAAGAUCUGGGAUUCCGUCUUUUUUGAAGGUUCAGAAAUCAUCCUAAGGGUGUCGCUGGCCAUCUGGGCGAAGUUGGGAGAGCAGAUAGAAAGCUGUGAAACGGCAGAUGAAUUCUACAGCACCAUGGGGCGCCUCACCCAGGAGAUGCUGGAGCAUGAUCUUCUAGAAAGCCAUGAACUCAUGCAGACAGUUUACUCCAUGGCGCCAUUCCCUUUCCCACAACUGGCAGAGCUGAGGGAAAAGUACACCUACAACAUCACACCGUUCCCAGCUGCAGUGAAACCCACCUCCGUGUCUGGACGACAUGGUAGGAUCAGAGACAGUGAUGAAGAGAAUGACCCAGAUGAUGAAGAUACUAUUGCUAAUGCUGUGGGGUGUCUUGGACCUUUCAGUGGGCUCCUGGCACCUGAACUGCAGAAGUACCAAAAACAAAUUAAAGCACCCCACGAAGAGCAGAGUCUGAGGUCUAACAACAUUGCGGAGCUGAGUCCGGGAGCCAUCAAUUCCUGCCGCAGUGAGUACCACGCCGCUUUCAACAGCAUGAUGUUGGAGCGCAUGACCACGGACAUCAACGCGCUGAAGCGACAGUAUUCUCGGAUUAAAAGGAAGCAGCAGCAGCAGGUUCAUCAGGUGUAUAUCAGAGCAGACAAAGGGCCGGUGACCAGCCUUCUCCCGUCUCAGGUGAACAACUCCCCAGUGAUCAAUCACCUCCUUUUGGGAAAGAAGAUGAAAAUGUCCAAUCGAGCCGCCAGGAACGCCGUCAUCCACAUGCCCGGCCACGCGGGGGGCAAAGCAUCCCCGGGGCCCUGCGAAGACCUCCGGACCAAGCUCAACUCCCCGUGGCGAACGCACAUCCGAGUCCACAAGAAGGCCCUGCCGAGGGCCCGGGGCCAGCCGGGCUGCGGGGACACCGUGGGGCUGAUCGAGGAGCCCAGCGAGGGCCGCCCGGGGGCCGCCGCCUCGGAGCCCAGCGCGUCCCCUGCGGGCGAAGGCGCAGGCGGCGGCGCGGAGGGCAGCGCCGGGCGCACCAUCGAGGGCCGGUCCCCGGAGCCCGCCUUCGGGGAGGCCGACGUGUCGGAGGUGCAGGUGAAGUUGGAAGCCUUGGAACUGAGCCAGAGGGAAGCCGCUGCCCACGCGGAGCCCACGCGGCACCCGCCCUGCCAGCGGCGCCUCCCGGAGCUGCCCGAGGCGCCCGGGGAGGACAGGGCCGCUGGCAAACCCCCCCACGGCGGCCGCCCCAAAACCCCCAUCUUCAGCCCCUUCCCCAGCGUCAAGCCGCUGCGCAAGUCUGCGGCCGCCAGGAACCUGGGGCUGUACGGCCCCACGGAGCGGACCCCGGCUGUGCGCUUCCCGCACCUGAGCCACAGCCUCAGCACCGCCGCCGGGGGAGGCGGCACCAAGAAGCGGUGA